This is a messenger RNA of Vanessa tameamea, 1026 nucleotides long. Its product is annotated as guanylate kinase. The record is from RefSeq and is a predicted model, not a curated record. The coding region runs from base 230 to 841 and encodes 203 amino acids. Gene Ontology annotation, cellular component: cytosol. The transcript has 5 exons. Gene Ontology annotation, biological process: purine nucleotide metabolic process. NCBI's taxonomy places the organism in Eukaryota, Metazoa, Arthropoda, Insecta, Lepidoptera, Nymphalidae. Gene Ontology annotation, molecular function: GMP kinase activity.
AUAUAAUAGAAUCUUUUCUCUAUGGUCAAAUAUUGAAAAAUACAAAAAAUCUGCAGUGCCGAGUGCGCGAAAUUUUGCGUGUAACUUAUAAGUGUAAUUAUCAUUAUUCUUAAUGUAACAAAUACCCGAUAGAAUCAAGAUUCUUGCACUACAAUUACUGAAAAAAAUCAAAUAAAACAGAGUAGUUGCCACGCAUAUAACCACGUACUUCAUUAAAUUAUUUAACAUAAUGGUGCAUAAAGGCAUUCGUCCUUUAGUUUUUUGCGGACCAUCGGGAUCAGGAAAAAGUACAUUGCUGAAACGCCUUCUCAAAGAAUUUCCCGAUAAAUUUGGAUUCAGCGUGUCGCAUACAACGAGAAAACCUCGACCUGGUGAAAAAGACGGUGUUCAUUAUCAUUUCACAGUUAAAGAUGAGAUGGUUGCUGCUGUUGAAAGGGGAGAAUUUAUAGAAACGACUACAUUCAGUGGCAAUAUGUAUGGAACAAGCAAACGAGCUAUAGAAGAUGUACACCGCACUGGGAAAACUUGCAUACUUGAUAUUGAUAUUGAAGGUGUGAAACAAAUAAAAACCACUGACUUGGAGCCAUUGCUGGUUUUCGUGAUGCCACCCUCUAUUGAAGAACUCGAACGGCGUUUACGAGCUCGUAACACUGAACAAGAGGAUGCUUUAAAGAAGCGAUUGGAAGUUGCCCGUAAAGAGAUUGAAUUUGGUCAAGACCCGAGAAACUGCCAUAUUAUUAUUGUUAAUGACAAUCUGAUUAAAGCUUAUGCUGAACUGCGGGAAUUCGUUGUGAAGAAUGUGAAGGAUGACAAACCAGAAUCCAAUCCAUCACAGGAGUGAGCGAGCAUGCUUGAAAACAACAAAAAAAAUAACAAAGAUUUGUUUGUUACCUUGCCAUUACUAAGAGUUUAUUCUAUGUUGACAUAUGUGUGGUUUGAAUAUUUUUUCUUAACAUAGGAAACUAUAUGAAUUCUAUUUAUCUAACUUAUGAACACACUGCCUCAUUAAUAUAACACAAUGCUAUA